AUGCCUUCAACCCAAUUCCUCACAGCUCACCACGAGCCCUCCGCACACUCCUCAGACAUCUACUCCUCCAUCCUCACCUCCACACACCUCAUCACAGCCUCCGGAGACUCAACAAUUAAAUUCUGGGACGCAGCAAGUCCUGAACAUACCCUGAUAAACACAAUAGAAACACCACAUGCUGCGGGUAUCCAUCAUUUGGCUGUGAAUGCCGAGGGAAACAGGAUGGUAAGCGUUGGGUUUGCUGGAGAGGUGAUAGUGUGGGACCUGGAAGAAAUGAAAGAAGUAGGACGAAUCGAAGAACCAGGCUCAAAAGACACAGCAUGGUCAAUCGCCCUCUCCCCCGACACAAAAACCCUCGCAACAACCUCCUACGCCGGAAAAAUGACAAUCUACGAUCUCGCAUCAUCCUCCCGCCUCGCUUCAGACGAUACCCGCGGUUCAUUCGGCACCUGCAUAGCCUACUCCCCCGACGGUCGGUACAUCGCAACCGGCCACCAAAACGGGGGCCUCUACAUCUUUAGCACCGAAACGGGAAGAAUGUUUCAUUCGCUACCAGGACAUGGCUCAAAUACGGUCAGAGGGGUGAAGUUUAGUCCGGGAAGUAGUUUGUUGGCAUCCGUCGGCGACUCAGAAACGAUAUGUCUCCACGACCCGCGGUCAGGAGAACAGGUCGCAUCACUAACAGGCCACAACCGAUGGGUAUUCGCUCUAGACUGGAAUAGAACUGGAGAAUAUAUCGCGUCAGCCGCUGUGGAUGGAAAAGUCAAGGUGUGGGAUGUACGGACACGGGAGUGCGUGUGUACGGUUAGUGAUAAUGAGGGUCCGGUUUGGGACGUGAGCUGGACGAAGACGGGGAUUGAGGGGUUCGUUACGGUGGGUGCGGUGGGUGAUGUUAGAUGGUAUAGGGCUGCUGCAUCGGAGUAA
This is a messenger RNA of Saitoella complicata NRRL Y-17804, 924 nucleotides long. Its product is annotated as meiotic recombination protein rec14. Gene Ontology annotation, molecular function: protein binding. Gene Ontology annotation, cellular component: Cdc73/Paf1 complex. The record is from RefSeq and is a predicted model, not a curated record. Bases 1 to 924 code for a protein of 307 amino acids. NCBI's taxonomy places the organism in Eukaryota, Fungi, Ascomycota, Saitoellomycetes, Saitoellales, Saitoellaceae. The transcript is spliced from 3 exons.